CAACAGCGGAGCAUUCAAACCGAACAUGGCAGCGGGGAGAGAUGUCAACGAACACUCGCUAAAUAAAAGAGUUGCCAUGACCAAAGUGAGGAUGCCCCCUGCAGACUCAGCUCCUCACACUCCUCUCAUCUUUAACCCUGACUUCUUUGUGGAGAAGCUUCGUCACGAGAGUCCAGAUGUGUUUGUGGAGGUGGUCCUGAGUAAUGUGACGCGCCUCAUAGACCUGCCCGGGACAGAGUUCUCUCAGCUGCUCGGAGAAGAUAGCCCCAAAACCCCCACAGGCUCCAGCACGGGCUUCUUUAGGUCCUUCAACUUCCUCAAACGCAAAGAUAAAGGCAUUCUCUUUGGGACUCAGCUGAAUGAAACCUGCAUCGCUCAGAUCUACCAGCUCAUUGAAUACCUCAGCAAGAACCUGCAUGUGGAGGGUCUCUUCCGUGUCCCAGGGAACAGUGUUCGGCAGCAAACCCUCAGGGAGCUGCUCAGUUCUGGGGUGGAGGUGGACUGGAGCUCAGGAGACUUCCACCCAAAUGAUGUGGCCUCUCUGCUCAAGAGUCUCCUGGGAGAGCUGCCUGAACCCCUGCUCACACACAGACACUUUCAUGCUCACCUCAAGAUUGCAGACAUAACCCUCUUUGAUGAACAUGGGAACAAAACGUCUGUGCCAAAUAAAGAGCGUCAGAUUGAGUCUCUGCAGCUUCUGUUCCUGCUGCUGCCGCCCACAAACCGCUCCCUUCUAAAGCUGCUGCUGGAUCUGCUCUACCACACAGCCAAACUCCAGGACAAAAACAAGAUGUCCACCUUCAACCUGGCCCUCAUGUUCGCCCCGCACGUGCUCUGGCCAAAAAAUAUGAACGCCAACGAUCUGAAGGACAAUCUGAAGAAACUGAACAAUAGCAUGGCCUUCCUCAUCAAACACUCACAGAAGCUCUUCAAGGCUCCUGGUUACCUUAGAGAUUUCGCCAAGCAACAUUUCUCUGGAACCAAUGUUCUACAAAGCAAGGAUGACCUUGAGCUCUUGUCCUUGAAUGCCUCCCCGGUGCAGAGGAGAGCUGUGCCCCAGAAGAGGACUGCGACUGGGGCUUUAGCUCAAGACCACUGCCCCUCCCCUGCCUCCCAGUACACGGAGGACGCCCUCAAAGAACUGUUCAGACAUGUCAACAACAACAUGCCCGACUCCGCCAAGAAGAAGAAACUCGUCCGCCAGUUGGUGAAACAGACUGGAACCCCGACCUCCGAUUGUCUUCAGGUCCCUGCAGGUCCCAAAAAACAUCCACGAUCGCGCUCCUUCGGUGGACUCAUCAAGCGUAAAAAUCGUGGUGACCAGCUGACUGCAGAGAGACGACUUCGACAUAUUUCCCCAGAAGUGGCUGUCAGAACGGGGAGAAAAACGGGGAAAGAAAAUGUUUUACUGCAGGCUGUGAACAGCCCAAAUGGUCAGCUUAUGGGAAAGGCGGGGCUAAUAGUAAGAAACCGAGACUUUAAGGAAAAAAGUGUCAAGACUUCAAGGGCGUCUCCGCUGAUGCCCCACUCCUGUUUCUCUCCUCAGGAUGUUUCACUCUGAGCCAUAUUCAUCCCUUUCUCUUUUUUCUUAAUCUUCUUUUCUUUAUAUUUUUAGUGAGUUUUAACUGUGACUAUAACUGCAUAAAACUGAGAAACCAAACCACAGCUCAAGAACUUAUUUGAACUUUUGAGACUUUUAUUGCUAUUAAUGUUACUGUAAAUACAUCACUUAAAUCCCAGCCUCUAGACAUUUAAUAAACUCAAAGUAUUGCCUGAAAUGUUAAUUACAGGUGUUUUUAUGGCUAAAAAUACUUUAAAAUGCACAUUCUUACAGUGAGUGAGGUCACUUCUCCAUAGAUAUCUCCUGCAUCUUGGCCCAGUUAAGCCACCUGUUUGUCUCCAUGAAGAUACAUAUGUCUCAUAACCAAUAAGAAACUAAUAACAUCUCCAUACUGACAAGCAGGUGGCGAACCCUUCACCAGGAAAGUUACACAUUUAACCUUUAAACCAAUAAAUGUAAUAAAGACUGUUGUAAUUUUGUCAUAUCUACAAAAUACAUUUAUGAUAUGAAUUACACUGUUGAUACAUAAUAUGGUCCAGUCUAAUACCACAAAUGUAUUCAUAUUUUCAGUUUCUUGACAUUGGUUUGGGUUCUUUGUUUCACAAUUGCCUUUAAACGUGUGUCUUAUGUAGCUGCUGUAAAUAAGUAACCACUAUCUUGUUUUUGUUUUUUUAUUUGAUUCUUUUUUUCAGACCAAGGUUGAGUUUGUUUUAAUACCUGACAGUUUCAACUACUCACUAGUGAUCUUCCGUAGAGUGGUCACAUGAUGUAGCUGUGGCGUGUCUGGUGAGCAGAUUUAAACAGGUUUUUUGACAAAAGAAUCUAUUAAAAUAAAUUAUUGGAAGACAAGAUGAACCUCAUUGAACUACCAUCUUGUUGAGUCUGUAGCCUGGAGUAUUUAUACAUGUACAGAAUAAGCCUCUUUUAAUAUGAAUUUUAUAAUAUUUUUGUGGCAUUGGUACGGUACAAAAUAAUAAAAUUAAAAGCAGGAAUAAUAUUUCUGCCUGCUGGGUGGUGGGGGGUUAGGGCUGACCAUUGCCGCUUGCGGUUUUAUUUGUUUUGUUACUGUGAUUGAGAUUGGUCAGUACAUUUGACUGUAUCUAUGUUAAAUGUGAAAUGUUACUUGAGUUUAUGGAUUUCUGGGUGAUUUUUAAAAGCUGUGAGUCGUUGGUUACAGAAAGUUGGGAGAAAGUUGUUGUUUGUUGAUUUGUUGGAUUGCUGGAAAUGAUGGGCUUAAAGUUUCAGGUAACUAUAUGAGGGACUACUUUUUUUUUUUUUUUAACACUGUCCAACGAUGUCUACAUCACCUAUAAAAACUUGAACAAUAAUCUUUAUCUGAAGAUCUAAGUAGUGUUGAGUUUUCACUUAGUUAUCUUGGCUCAUUUAUAUUGCAAACUUAAGUAUUACAAUAACAUUUGUGAUUUUUUUCCUCAUAUUUUUAAUAAAGCCAACCAUUGUAAACUUCUUCACUAAUACUGGAAUCACAGUUGAGACCAAGUUUGUAUAUGAGACUUUACUACAGCCGUUUUAAUUCUGAAAUAACAUUGUUUACAGAAGACACUGAACAUAUUUGCAGUCUUUGUAGAUUGUGAUAAUUUGUGUAGCCCUUGAAGGUUUUACAUUUCAGUCUUAAUUUUACACAUUUCAAAAGGUACAAAAACAUUCAUCAUUCCUUUUACAGUCAGUAUGUUUACAUGGACAGUAGUCAGUGCGGUUCUUGUCCGAUUAUGGUCUGAUUUCUCCAGAGAACUGGUCAGACCAUUGCGGUAGUUGCAAUUGGCCAACUACGAUUAUUUGUCACAGAAUUUCAUCUUUAAAUAACAGAAUAUUGCGUUUGUAGCCUUCUAAAUUGCAGGUUAGUGGGGU
This is a messenger RNA of Periophthalmus magnuspinnatus, 3427 nucleotides long. It is a transcript of the gene arhgap19, whose product is annotated as Rho GTPase activating protein 19. Gene Ontology annotation, molecular function: GTPase activator activity. The record is from RefSeq and is a predicted model, not a curated record. The transcript has 12 exons. Gene Ontology annotation, cellular component: cytoplasm. NCBI's taxonomy places the organism in Eukaryota, Metazoa, Chordata, Actinopteri, Gobiiformes, Gobiidae. Gene Ontology annotation, biological process: regulation of small GTPase mediated signal transduction; signal transduction. Bases 26 to 1561 code for a protein of 511 amino acids.